UUGACUAGAACACGGAAGUAAGAUUAGAAACGAGUUUGUUUUGGCAAUAAUUUAGUGGAGUAAAAAUAAGACAUACUGACUGAACUGAAUAGACGACCCAACUCUCAUUCGACUGAAAUGUCUAAACUACAGUUGUUGCGUUUGUUUUUAAAUGAGCGCUUAACGGCGGCUGCUGUGGAGAUUUUUGGGGCAGUUGAGAAAACGGUAGAGGAAUACCAGGAGGAGAACGAUCGGCUACGGAGACUGCUGCGGAAUCGAAUCACACCGGAGAUAAAACUAUGUAGAAUAGACUCCCUGCAGCUCUCUGUCUCUGAAGAGGAGGUUACCCCUGAGCAGCAGCACUGUGAGCAGGAGUGGAGCCCCAGUCUGGGACAGGAGGACCCAGAGCCCACACUGAUUAUAGACGAAGAGGAGGAACUCAGGACCAGUCAGGAGGAAGAACAGCUUCAAGGGCUGGAGCCUGAUAUAGAAUUCAUAUUCACUCCUUCCUGUGUGAAAAGUGAAUGUGAUCAGGAGGACCCACUUUGGUCCUUGACUCUUCCCCAAACCCAGACUGUGGAGAACAGAGAGAGUCACUCUAAACCAGUGGAUCUCAAAUCUUUUGGCACUGUGACCCACUUAAAGGGUCUCGACAUUCCCUGUGACCUUCCAUAUAAUCGUAACAAUGCCUCCAGCCACAGCUCAGCCAUAAGCAGCGACCCAGUAGGGCUUGACAUCAGACCACCAUUUGAUCACAACGCACCAAUGGGGGAACCCUGCAUCUGCCCCUUUUGUGGCAAGACCUUCAAACAAAAGGGAAAUCUGUCCAUGCACAUGAAGAUUCACACAGGGGAGAAACCUUUCUGCUGUGGUGACUGUGGGAAACGCUUCAAUCGCAAGGAGCACUUGACCAGACAUAUACGCAUUCACAGAGGAGAGAAACCAUUCAGCUGUCAUUUUUGCUGUAAAAGCUUCAAUCAGAAAGGUGACCUAAGGAGACACAUACUGACUCACACAGGAGAGAAACCAUUUAGCUGUGGUGACUGCGGUAAAGGCUUCAUUCGCAAGGAACACCUAAUUGCACAUAUACGGACUCACACAGGAGACGUGUCGGUGUCAAGCAGAGCCUAACCAUGCCUAAACUGGCAAAUAGAUCUCUGAUGGAUUUACUGUCAUAAAACAUUGUAUGUAAAUAAAGUUUGAUUUGAAUGAUGAGGUAAUGAUCAAACUAGGGGUGCACCGAUAUGACAUUUUUGGCCGAUGCCGAUAACCGAUAUUACAAUUUUUUUGCGGACUUUCAAGCAUUCUAGUACAGUUAGAGUUAACACACACACAUACACAUGGACUCAGUGGUCUAAGGCACUGCAUCUCUGUGCAAGAGGCGUCACUAUAGUCCCCGGUUCGAAUCCAGGUUGUAUCACAUCCGGCCGUGAUUGGGAGUCCCAUAGAGCGGUGCACAAUUGACCCAGCGUCAUCCUGGUUUGGCCGGGGUAGGCCGUCAUUGUGAAUAAGAAUUUGUUCUUAACUGACUUGCCUAGUUAAAUAAAGGUUACACACACCACACUGACCAAAAAGUUAUUUUGUUGGCAUUUACAUUAGCAUGCUUAUAAAGGACAUUCAACAAGCACAGCACUUACACAAAUUACUGAUGAUUGGCUGAGAGAAGAGAAUGAAACUACUGAAGUGUAGUUUCAACUGUCUGUCCGUGGCCUCUCUUCUUCGGUGCGCAAUGUCACUGUGUCCGUUUCCAUCUUGUCCAGCUGUGUCUGUAACAUUUCAUGUAAACCCUGUUUCUUGUCUGCAUCGAGGUAGCGGUCCUUGUACCUAGCAUCAAGCGUAGUGGCAACACAGUAAAGAGGCUCAGAGAGAAUGCCACCGAAUCCCUUGUUCACAGCCUCUAGUAGAGGACUUUUACAAGUUUUGACCCCACGGUCUGUGUUGGCAGUUUUGUUGAGCGUUUAAAUGCCAUGACAGAGGGGGGUAUCACGUCUGCUGCAGACGCAGUUGAUGAGCUUAUUUCUCCAGUCAGUUGUUCCAAUGGAGCUAGGAGUGUGUUCAUGUUUCCAAGUUUCAAACAUGUUCUCAAAUGCCAUUGAAAUGGCAGCAGCGGUAUGACAACCAGGACAUUCUUGAGGUAGCAGUACGGCUUUUCUCAGGACGAAAUCCUCAUCGACCCACUGUGCUGUCAGUCUCAGCAGGCUCAUGGGGCUGACAUCGCUGGUCCAAAUGUCAGCCGUGAAGCUAAAAGCAGUGACGCUCAUAGAUGUACAUUUCAACAAUACUGUGUAACUCUGGUAGGGCAACAUCUGAAAAAUAGCGUGUACCCGGGGCUCGACCAGUCGGCGAAAGCCAACAUCAUCCACGACAGAGGACGGUUGAUUGUCAAAGGCAAUGAAUUCCAUUAUCUUGGCGUUAAUGGAUUUCACCUUUGAGUUGUCUCGCUGAAAUUUUCUUACUCUUUCAAAUGACUGCUGGACUUCAACUUGUUUAGUUGUUGGAAGUGUGUGUUUAGUAUUUUUCUGUUUUUGUUUUUGGUGUAGCGCUGUAUUUUUCGUGGCGUCAUUAUAUCAUCUACCUACGUUAUAUCGGUACGCACGUCAGCUUUGACAUCGGUUUUACACACCGGCGUUAAACUAGACAUCGGGCCGAUGUUGGCAUUUUUAGCUAAUAUUGGCCGAUUCCGAUAUGCUCACCGAUUAUAUCGUGCACCCCUAGAUCAAACAGUACAGAGUAUUGUAGAAAAUUCACAGUUCUGCUGUACAAAGUCUGUUUAAUUUUUCCCUUCAUUAGAAACAUGAAUAUCUAUCUGGUUGUUGGAUUUGAAAUGUCUCUCAAGGUGAUGACAUAAUGGUCUCUAAGGUGAUGACAUAAUGGUCUCGCAAGGUGAUAACAUAAUGGCCGGGCUGUUGUAAUUGAUACAUUAAAUAAAAUAAAUUCCAUUUGUCCAAGA
Molecule: messenger RNA, 2929 nt
Organism: Salvelinus fontinalis (brook trout)
Lineage: Eukaryota; Metazoa; Chordata; Actinopteri; Salmoniformes; Salmonidae
Product: zinc finger protein 287-like
Exons: 2
Coding region: 118-1110 (330 amino acids)
Biological process (GO): regulation of transcription by RNA polymerase II
Molecular function (GO): DNA-binding transcription factor activity; RNA polymerase II cis-regulatory region sequence-specific DNA binding
Source: RefSeq, a predicted model, not a curated record